GCGGCGGCGGCGGCGGCAGCAUUGCCGGGUCGGCGACCACGCCGGCGGCGAGCCCUUACCAGGUGACCGCUGUCUUCCGUUUCCCUCUCCUUCCCCACCCCCCUCUUCUAUCUCGCAGCACCUCGUUUGGCGUGCUCGCGCGCUCCCGUUGUGUGGUUGACCGCGUACUUGUUGCUGGUUUUUUUGCUCGAGGAGUUGCGAUUGAGUUGGCCGAUUCGGUGCCCCGGUUUUGUUCGCGGCGUGAAGCGGAGUGCCACUAGAUGCGGCUUUGAGCGAUUUACUUGCAGAGUUCUAACCCUGGAUCAUGAUGACGCGAAUCGGGGCGCUUAUUUGUGCGUGAUGGCAGUUGAAAUUGAUGAGCAAAUUUACUCCCCAGCAUUUGGCAAUAUUGCUGUCCCUGAUAGUCAUGGUUGCUGCAGUGGUUUCACAUCCAGUGUCACAAAAGUGGUGUUUACCGUACACAUCCUUGCUUUCAUUGCCCUCGCAAUCUUCCUUGGCAUCCAGGCCUCUUCCCGACAGAAUCCUACCUACAAGCCUUUUGCCAACUUUGUUCCUCUUGCCUCCUCUGUCAUAGUAUCCAUAAUUGUCGGUUGCUUUUGGGUCAUCCUUGCAGUCAUUAACCCUCCAAAAGCCAUCAAAACCUCACUCUGGGCAGCCCCCGUUCUUGCACUGGCCUGCGAUGUAGUCAUACUCCUUGUUGGUAAUGGUGCUGCACUUGGUAUUGGAGUGCUCAUAGUUGUCGUUGCCAUUGCCAUGGCACUAUACAGUUGUUGGGCCACUGGUGUACGUCUUCAGCAUGCCACUGCAGUGCUUGCCACCUCUCUUAGUGCAGCACAUUUGCCUCCUUCUGCUUCUUGCUUAGUUGUCUUUGUCAUUCUUGCUGCAUUUGGCUAUAUGUCUUUCUGGACAGUUGCCAUUAGCUGUAUUGCUGCUGCAGAAGGGCACUUCAUGAACUUCAAGGUUGCUUAUGUGGCUGCACUUUUGGUGAGCAUGUCAUGGACCAUGCAGGUACUUCGCUACUUUGUCUAUGUGGCUGUGGCAAAACUAGCACAUGCACGGUUUGUCUAUGGAGUCAGUAUGCCAGGUGGCACCAUUGAAGCAAUCCGUGGCACAAUGAUGGGGCCAUCCUUUGGUGAUAUUUGCAUGGGAGCUGUGGUUGUCCCUGUGAUUGCAGCUGUGAGAAGCUUUGCUCGAGCAAUCAACGCUGUGACUGAGGGCAAUGACGAGUUCUGCCAGGGCUGCUGCUUGGCUAUAUCAGAUAAACUGAUGGGACGGGUCAACCGGUGGGGUUUUGUGCAUGUGGGAGUGUGGGGCAAGGCAUUCUGUGUGGCUUCACGGAAUGUGUGGUCUCUUUUCGUUCUCCGUGGGAUAUCAAAACUGGUUGAUUCAGACCUCACUGGUUCGUUCUGCUUCCUUUCUGCUGUCACAGGAGGUGCAUUGGCCUCACUAGUUGCUGGCUCAUGGGCACUAGCCAUGGAUAAAGAACAUAAGGAGCUUGCUCUGCCAGUAUCCAUUUAUUCAUUCCUCAUCGGUUAUUACAUGUGCCGAAUGAUAAUUGCGUGGCCGCAGGCUUGUGUUGCAACAUAUCAUGUUGCAUAUGCAGAGAAUCCACAGAACCCUAACCUGGGGACACUUAUACCAGACCAUCUGCGUGAACUCCAAGCACUAGCAGCGGACUGACUGAUCUCUCACUGAUAUCAACCAGCAUGACCCUUGCAGAGUCACACAUUGUUCCGAUUACAUUGGUGAUUGCUAAGAUUGUUCAAUUCCUUCAACCAUUUUUUUCUGAUUCCCGAAAUCUAGAAAUCGAUGCAUCAGUGCAGAUAUUUCAAUGUUUAGCUGUUGCUGUGGUCACCUAUGAGUACUGCAUAUGUACAGCAAAUUUUUGCAUGCUCAGUUGUGUAGAUAUGCAUUAGCCAAAAGAGGUUAGAUGAUCUGAGACAUCAAGAAAUAUAACUGUAGAGAAAAUAGCACAGUGAAUAUAUACAUAGAAUGGAUGUAUUUGUUUUCCUGAAUUAA
Oryza brachyantha (malo sina) is the source of this 2019-nucleotide messenger RNA. Its product is annotated as protein PNS1-like. Gene Ontology annotation, biological process: transmembrane transport. The transcript is spliced from 3 exons. Lineage: Eukaryota; Viridiplantae; Streptophyta; Magnoliopsida; Poales; Poaceae. Gene Ontology annotation, molecular function: transmembrane transporter activity. Bases 340 to 1680 code for a protein of 446 amino acids. The record is from RefSeq and is a predicted model, not a curated record. Gene Ontology annotation, cellular component: membrane.